AUGGCGUCCUGGCCUCCUCUGAACAAUCGCUCGACUCCUGCUGAUGGUAUGACUGCAGGACCAUCUGCUCCGGUGAAUGGCAACACCAAUGCAACACACACUGGUCACAUUCCUACCACCCCUGCCACCCCUGUUAUCGGAUCGAGCAACAAUGAGGUAACAUUUGAUCCUCAAUCGCAAUCCAACCCCUAUUUUCUUCACAUCAGUGAGAAUCCAGCACUUGAACUGGUUUCCACCCCCCUUGAUGGUGCGAAUUACCAUUCUUGGGCUAGGGCAAUGACCAUGGCCUUGUCGUGCAAAAACAAGGUCCCAUUCAUCAAUGGAAGUAUUCUGAAACCUUCCACAGAAAACCUAGAUAGAUAUCUCACCUGGGAAAGGUGCAACAAUAUAGUGUCCACUUGGAUUGUGCGCACCCUUUCACCAACCAUUGCACGCAGUGUGCUGUGGAUUGAUACUGCAUAUGGUAUCUGGAAUGACCUAAGAAGGAGAUUUAGUCAGCAAGAUUUGUUUCGGAUUGCUGAAAUUAAGUGUGAGAUCUAUCAAACCAAGCAGAAUGAUGAUUCCUUGAACGAGUAUUUCACCAGGCAGAAGUUGCUAUGGGAUGAGUUGGGUAUUCUUAGACCCCAGCUGAGCUGCCUUUGCAGCACAAAAUGCGAGUGUGGAAAGAGAAUUGAUGAACUGAAUGAACAAGUAGAGAAGGACAAGCUGUCUAUCUUUCUAAUUGGCUUGCAUGAGAAGUAUACAGGGGCUGGAAAUCAAAUCAUGUUGAUGAGGCCCUUACCUGAUGUUAAUGAAGCAUAUUCUAUGAUUGCCCAGCAAGAGAGACAAUUCCACAUGGCCAGCAAUGGUUUUGGAGGCCAAAUAUAUCAAGCAGGAGAAAAUAAUGUUGCUGGUAGCACUCUCUUGGCUAGAUCAGAAAGCAAUUACCAACAAGGGUUCAAGAAAGCUAAUCACAAGAAGCCAGUGUGUACUUACUGUGGGUAUACAGACCAUACUCAUGAUAAGUGCUACAAAAAGCAUGGGUAUCCCCCAGGGUGGAAAUCAAGGCCAAAAAGUCAGUCUGUUAAUCAAACUCAAGGUCCUCUUGCAGCACAGCAACAAUACAACCCUGAAGAUAAUAAGUCUUUUACCCAAGAUGACUUCAGAAGGUUCAUGGAGUUCAUGCAUGCUAAGAAAUCAUAUGGGGAUUGCUUGAAUUCACCUUUUGAUCACCAGCAGACUUCACAGGCCUUGGCCAAUACUGUGGCAGUAGAUUUCCAAAAGGAAGGUAUGUCUCCUUCAAUCAAUGCUGUUAGAUCAAAUAAGACUGAUUGGAUCAUUGAUAGUGGUGCCACACACCACAUUGUGUGUGAUUUAAAGAUGUUGAAAAAUCAGAAAAAGGCUCACAACAUGUAUGUUAAUAUGCCAAAUGGCCAACAAGCUGCUAUUCAAUUCACAGGGACAGUUUGCUUAUCUGAAAAUCUUGUGUUGCAUAAUACUCUUUACAUCCCUGAGUUUCACUAUAACUUGGUCUCAGUUGGUGCCUUCAUAAAAGAUUCAAGUUAUGUUGUAAAGAUGUACUCUGACCAGUGUGUUAUACAGGAUGCUUCUCAUGGGAGAAUGAUUGGAAGGGCUGAGCUGAUGAAUGGCUUGUAUUACCUAGUUUUUCCUUGUUUUACACAUCCUGUAUGUAGUUCUAUUUCUGUUGAAAACAAAUGUAUUCUUUAG
Messenger RNA from Ipomoea nil (Japanese morning glory), 1707 nucleotides. RefSeq lists its product as uncharacterized. Lineage: Eukaryota; Viridiplantae; Streptophyta; Magnoliopsida; Solanales; Convolvulaceae. The transcript has a single exon. The coding region runs from base 1 to 1707 and encodes 568 amino acids. The record is from RefSeq and is a predicted model, not a curated record.